AUGAGUUCAGCAUUUGAGAGUGUUUCUGGGUCCGUAUAUGGCGUGCGAUCGGUUCCUUCGUCGAUCCCAUCUUCGCCUCGUUCGGUACCGGCUCUUCCGUCGCCUCCAACGUCACCCAAUCUACAUGGAAUGUCUCCCCCCGGGUCUCCAUCCUCCCUAGGAUCUUUUCCAUCUGCGCUGUCUGCAAUGGGAUCAAUAUGGUCACUUGAAGAAGCCAACGUAAGCCGACGAGACGAUGAACUAGUGGCUUUUUCAUCGCAAGACCACCCCGAAUCGGCGCAUCAUCUUGUGAUUCCUUCUCUUGCACUCGGCCCAUCUCUUAUGCCUACUCCCCCUCCUCCCGAGGCAGAUGUAGCAUACGGAGAAGCGCUGGGAAACGUGCGAAUUCUUGUGCUUGGGGGAGAACGGAGUCUGGCGGACAACCUUUUGAUGCGCAGCCCCCAAGUAGUACACAUCCAUGGCUGGGACCAGCCCUCGGGAGAUGUUGUUUCUUGUCUUGAAGCUUCUACAAUACUCGCCGACCGCGAACGGAAUGUUCGGCUGACGGUGAUGCCCUCGUAUGACCCCCGAGAUAACGAGGCAACAAAGCGCGCAGUCUCUCAGGUCCUCCAAACAUUACGCGCUUCAUUUCAGACAUUGCACCAGCAGCUUCACCCUGCUCGCGCCCCCGGUCCUGACUUUACUGCCAUGCUCGCCUCCCACCGAACGCCGCUUGUCACGGCUGUCGUGCUCGUGGUGUCAGAGCCCAUUACGGCCAAGGAGCACGACAUCAUUUCCUCGAUCGCUUCACACGCACCCGUUAUCACGUUACCUCAUCCAAACAGGCGGCGCCACCCCCAUCCCACUCGUCCACAGACCAGGUCCAACUCCCAGACCGGACUGGAUACUUACCACCUAGCUCCUCCCCCGCUUAACAGACACGCCACGCAGCGUCCACAUGGCCAUGAACGAGGACGUACGACCCUGAGACGACCGCAAUCCCACGCAUCUCCUCCAUUCGCGGCGACAUCACCACCAUUUGCGCCGUACUACUCUACUUCUCCUCCAUUUGCGCCCGUGACUGCUUCUCCCCCUUUCCCUCCUCCACGCGAGUACGUUCUCCAUCUUAACGGUGCUUCCGAACUCGCCUAUGUUCUCUUCCACAACCCACGUGCCUUGGCCGGACUACGAGAUGCCGCGGCCGCACGAUUCGUUGCUUGGCGUGAACGCGAACAUGAUCCUGCGCUCAGUCCCCAAACCCAAAUCGCUAAUCGAGAACCACAGCCCGCAGCUGGAUUGUUUGGUUUCGAAGACCCCGAAGCAGGGUCCGACCUUGAGCCACUCCAGUCCUCCUCGGACCAGGAUGACGAAAACGACAUGAUGGUCAUGCGCAGGCUAUGGCAACUCAGUGCCCACGAACCGAGUACAGAUGAACGCGGUGGGACUCUCCGACCCAGCGCGGCGCGUGAACCACUCCCGAGCUUUGUGACUCCCCCAAGUUUGGGCGGGGCAUCUCCUUCCCCGCAAUACCCUCCCAGCCAAAGCAAGGUGUCAUCUCGGAGUACACAUGGGUCAUCUCCCAAUCCGGGUUCGGUGUCACCUUACCCUCCUAUCCGACGGUCAACCAAACGCAAGGCAGCAGCCCUUGAGCGGAGCGUGUACCAUGACCCGCUGCACAUUCCUUCACUCGUCGCAUUGGCAGUCUCGGUCUUGCCCCAGAUGAUCAGCCGGGUACUGGGCUUUAGUCGUACCCGAAACCAUAAAUCCAAAUACAGGAACAUUCAAUCGGGAAACGAAAACGACGACGAUGAUGGGACAGGAAAGGGGUGGAGUGGUUUGCGUGUUCUAAUACGGGUGGGAGCCGCGUGCGCAGCUACGUUCUGCGCAGGCUGGGUUUGCGGGUUUUGGAUGUCUUGA
Messenger RNA from Rhizoctonia solani, 1896 nucleotides. RefSeq lists its product as uncharacterized. The transcript has 3 exons. Bases 1 to 1896 code for a protein of 631 amino acids. NCBI's taxonomy places the organism in Eukaryota, Fungi, Basidiomycota, Agaricomycetes, Cantharellales, Ceratobasidiaceae. The record is from RefSeq and is a predicted model, not a curated record.